Cariama cristata (Red-legged seriema) is the source of this 681-nucleotide messenger RNA. Its product is annotated as contactin-associated protein-like 2. Lineage: Eukaryota; Metazoa; Chordata; Aves; Cariamiformes; Cariamidae. Gene Ontology annotation, cellular component: cortical cytoskeleton; membrane. Bases 1 to 654 code for a protein of 217 amino acids. The record is from RefSeq and is a predicted model, not a curated record. The transcript has 4 exons.
AUGGGAUGGUCCCAGCCCACCAAGAGAGACCGGAGUGUGACGGGCCGGGGUGAAGGAAUGGAUGUCUCGCAGCAGCAGCUUCAGCUGGGAGAAGAGACGCUGGCGAUGACUGUCCCUCUACCUUCUCUUGCCACCUUCUUCUUGGGGAAAAAAAUUGGGAAGAUUGACCAAGAUAUAUAUAAAUACAACACCCCAGGAUUCACCGGCUGCCUAUCGAGAGUACAGUUCAACCAGAUUGCUCCACUCAAAGCAGCUCUGAGACCUACCAACGCCUCCUCUCACGUCCACAUCCAAGGAGAACUGGUGGAAUCCAACUGCGGAGCAUCUCCACUCACCAUCCCACCAAUGUCGGCCGCUACCGACCCGUGGCACUUAGACUCAGCCAGUGCUGAUUUCCCAUACAACGGUCAAGCUAUAGGAGAUGGAGUUAACAGAAACUCUGCCAUUAUUGGAGGCGUCAUCGCAGUGGUGAUCUUCACCAUCCUCUGCACCUUGGUGUUCCUGAUCCGCUACAUGUUUCGUCACAAAGGAACCUACCACACCAACGAGGCCAAAGGGGCAGAGUCAGCCGAGAGCGCCGAUGCUGCCAUCAUGAACAAUGACCCCAACUUCACGGAGACCAUCGACGAGAGCAAGAAGGAAUGGCUUAUCUAAGCCCACGGGGAUGGGGCCUGGGGUGGG